This is a messenger RNA of Verticillium alfalfae VaMs.102, 2946 nucleotides long. Its product is annotated as uncharaterized PH domain-containing protein. The coding region runs from base 1 to 2946 and encodes 981 amino acids. NCBI's taxonomy places the organism in Eukaryota, Fungi, Ascomycota, Sordariomycetes, Glomerellales, Plectosphaerellaceae. Gene Ontology annotation, biological process: phospholipid transport. The record is from RefSeq and is a predicted model, not a curated record. Gene Ontology annotation, cellular component: endoplasmic reticulum; ERMES complex. Gene Ontology annotation, molecular function: lipid binding. The transcript is spliced from 3 exons.
AUGGGCAGCUUCACCGGCUUCUUGUUCGCCUACAUUCUGGGCGGCCUGACAUUCCUCCCUCUCGUCGUCGUGGCCGUCCUUGCACACGCCCACUACACCCUGCCCUACCGACAAGAUGUCGACGCCGACCGACAUGACCCCAACGCCAUCGUCCAGCCUGACGACGACCUGGCCGGCCUCGAGGGGGCGAGGACGGCCCACAAGGCCAAGACCGAGGCGGAGGAUGCUCCCAAGAGCAGGUCGACGCAGGACAACGAGGUAGCCUCUGGCUACUUUGCCGUGUGUCGAGAGUACACGCCCAUGGGCAUCAACGCCCGCCCCAUCGAGCGAGCCACCCCCGUCGGAUCCGCCACCGUGGCCGCCCCCAGCCAGAGCGUCUACCAGGCCAUGUAUCGCAGCAUCUUUGACAGGAAGCAGGGACCUGGACCGCUCGAGACCAAGGCCGCCGCGAACCAACGACCCAAGAAUGCCGGCAAUGUCUUCUACGUCGUGCUGAGGCACGGCCACAUCAUGCUGUUCGACGACGAGGAGCAGAUCGAAGUGCGCCAUGUCGUCUCGCUGGCCCACCAUACCAUCAGCAUAUACUCGGGAGGAGACGAUGAUGUCGGCGCCGACGGCCAGUUAUCGAAGCCCUUCUAUCUCUUCUCCGAAGACGGCUCGGCCAAGGAGGACUUUUACUUUGCUCUCCUUCGCCAUCAGGAGCAAUACUCCGAGAUGGACCUGGACAAGAAGGCACCCAAGCCGCAGCAAUUUGACGUCAAAAACAUCAUCACCUUGGUACAGAAGCUGCAUUCUUCAGAAGACCACCAACAAACGCGCUGGCUCAACGCCAUGAUUGGGCGCGUCUUCCUCGGCCUGUACAAGACGGCCGACUUGGAGCACAUGAUCCGCGAGAGGCUCACCAAGAAGAUAGCCCGAGUGAAACGACCCUCCUUCCUGACCAACAUAGUCAUUCGCAAAAUCGAUACAGGCGAUUCAGCGCCCGUGCUGCUGAAUCCGCGACACAAGGAUCUCAGCGUCGAGGGGGAAUGUGGCAUGGAGGCUGACGUGAAAUACAACGGCAACUUUCGCAUGGAGGUGGCUGCCACUGCUCGUCUCGACUUGGGCUCCCGCUUCAAGGUGCGCGAGGUCGAUCUCGUCUUGGCUGUCGUGCUGCACAAGCUUGACGGCCACGUCUUCUUCAAGAUCAAGCCGCCGCCGAGCAACCGCGUCUGGUUCUCCUUUCAGACUAUGCCCAAGAUGGAGAUGACCAUCGAGCCCAUUGUCAGCUCAAGACAGAUCACGUACACCCUCAUUUUGCGGCAGAUUGAGCACCGCAUGAAGGAGGUCAUCGCCGAGACGCUCGUUCAACCAUAUUGGGACGAUGUCCCCUUUUUCAAUACGGAACAUAAAAAGUGGCGAGGAGGCAUCUGGCAAGGCGAUGACGCCGUCGUUGUCUCACAUAGUGUGGAGACAAACCUGGCACAAGAAGGAGAUGUGGAUACGGUCAAUCGUUUGGAAGAAUCCGGCGAUGUUGACACGGCUGACCUAAAGCCUGUCGAGAAGAGCCACAGCGCUCCCCUAUCGGACAACGUGCCACCGACAGGCCUCCUCGGCCGGAAGCUGGCAGGAAAGACAUUGAGACCCUCGACAGCUGGUGUGUCGACGGGUAUCGAGCCGAACAGUCCUACCAGCUCACGUCCCAAGACUUUGAGGUCCAACUCGAUGUCGAGCCCGUCAGACCCUAUCGUGGGCACCGACACUGCCCACGCUGAUGUGUUUAAGCCGUCCUCGCCACCUUCGGAUAACGCCUCGGCCAUGAUGGCAGCCCUGUCGGCCCGUUCCAUGGGCUCAACCGGGCAGACACCCACAGCUUCACCAGCGCGUCCUGCAUCCUUGGCCAAGGACACCGACCCCUCGUCCCCGUCUUCACGCGAGGACACGGACAACGAGAAAGAGACAGAGAAGACGCCUGUUGCAGCUGGUCGUCGUAGCACUGCCUCCUCUCUUGAGUCUGCGGGGCCUGUCGAAGACCCCAACAGCUCAGCUGCCUCUUUCGCGUCUUCGCUCAAGGGAUCCGUGAAGAGCAAUGCUGGCUCGCUCAGGAGCAACGCCGGCUCAUUGCGGAGCAACCCGGGCUCCCUUACAGGACUCUUCCGCCGCGAUACCGCGUCGGAUACUGCAAACAGCAGCUCUCAGGGCGAAGAACAAAAUCAGAAGCGGGUCACGCUCGCCGCCGUCGCGAACGCGGCCACACAGGCAAGGCAAUGGGGCUGGAACGCGAUACAGAGGCACAAAGAUGCAAGGAAUGGCAUCUCAGGAGAAGCGGAGCCCCCGUUAGAUCUCAACAAACCGAUGGGUCGGGGCAGGCCGCUGCCGCCGCCCGGGACCCCGCUCCCUCCUCCUGACAGGACGCAAAAGGUGACUCCGAUACCCGUGCCGUCAAAACGGAAACCGGAGCCCACGCCAUCACUGCCCGAUCGCCCGCAUUCAGAUGACAGCAUCAACAGCGCAGGCGAACGGAAACCCCCCAUGCCAUCGCGAAGACACAGAGAGAUACGAGAGGAAACGGGCAACAACGACCUGUUCGUCGUCGCGGCGCCGAUGGAGUCGGAACCCUCCACCCCCUUGAACGAGGACAUGACAGACUACACCAGUCGUGCGCCAACUUGGGAGGCAGGGGUGCAGGAAAUAGGAUCUUCCUUGGGCCAACCACGUAUGACACCAGACGAAGAAGACCACGCUACGCCGAUGGUGAAGCAGAGAUCAACCACUGGAUUGACCAAUUCAGCCAGCCGCAAGGCCGACAGUCCUAUCGAGGCGCGGCCGGCUCAAGUACUACUAGAUGAUGACGAUGACUUUUCCGGAUGGCUGGACAACACCGAGGAGGAAGGCGGCGAAUCCGAGGCGCCGCUUGCUGAAGCGAAACGAGAUCUAGCUGCGGUGCCGGCUGAGCUGAGGAGUUAA